GUACCGGAAGUGAAGAUUCUGUCACAUGUGUGUGAAGACAGUGGCAGCUGAAAAUGGAUUGUACAGAUUCAACAUCUUCGGGACAUGUUUCUAAAAAAAAGAGCAAAACAAAAAAACUAAAGCGAACGAUGAAAGCCGUUAAAGCGCCAGUGGAAGAGAUGGACCAGGCGGAGUGUGAAGUAAAAGAAGAAAAGUCAGCUUCAGGACCGUGUUUUCCUCCCACUUUCAGCGUGUCUGAGAUCAAAAAUAAGCAGCGCAGACAUACGAUGUUCCUUAAACUCAAAGAGGAGAAAAGAAAGAAAAGAAUGGAACUGAAGAAAAAAAAGAAAAAAGAAAGAAAAGCUCUUGGUGAUAAGGCUCCACCUAAAGAAGUUCCCAAGACAAUAGAAAACCAGAGAAUAUACGAUGAAACUACAGUCAAUCCAGAGGAUGAGGAGGUGGCUUUUGAUGAAGGAACUGAUGAGUUCUCGGCUUACUUCAAUCGGCUUACAAAUCCUAAAGUUCUCAUCACCACUUCAGACAGGCCCAGAGGAAGGACGGUGAGAUUUUGCGAUCAAUUGGCAACAGUAAUCCCACAUGCAUACGUGUACUACAGAAGAGGUCUGGCUCUGAAGAAAGUCAUUCCACAAUGUAUAUCAAGGGGUUUCACGUAUCUUAUGGUGAUUAAUGAAGACCGAAAAGUGCCAAAUGGUAUGGUUCUUUGUCACCUUCCCGAUGGGCCAACUGCACAUUUCAAAGUCAGUAGUGUUCGCCUUCGCAAAGAAAUGAAGAGAAGAGGUAAAAACCCAACAGAACACUCCCCAGAAGUCAUUCUCAACAACUUCACUACAAGACUUGGUCACUCCAUUGGCCGUCUCUUUGCUGCUCUGUUUCCUCAUGAUCCACAGUUUGUGGGCCGUCAAGUGGCCACAUUUCACAAUCAAAGAGACUUUAUCUUUUUUAGGUUUCACAGGUAUAUAUUCAAGAAUGAAAAGAAAGUGGGUAUACAAGAACUAGGACCUCGCUUCACACUUAAACUCCGCUCCUUACAGAAGGGAACCUUUGACUCAAAAUUUGGGGAAUACGAGUGGGUUCACAAGCGCCAUGAGAUGGACUCCAGCAGAAGAAAAUUCCAUCUCUGAGGAAAAUACGGGCAACAAUGGUCAACUGUGUAGAGGUUUCAUAAAUGUAUAAAAAUAACUUGAAUUGAAACUUCAGCUCUGUAGUUUCUGUUUCACAGUCUUGCAAUUUAUGCAUACAUUUAUAGUCUGGCUGUACAAAAUUUGUGCUUGCUUUGUUUUGAGGCAUGAUAAAUGAAAGACAUUUAUUUUCCUCAUUGUAUUUUCUUGCUAAAAUUUUGAAAAAAAAAAAAAAAGGGCUGUUGAAAAGGUUAAAAAUGCGAAUUGUUGUGUGUUUAGGUGAAGUUUUAGGCAAGAUUUGUUCUCACCAUUUACCAAAAUGCUUUAAAAUGUGCAAAAAUGUAACUCAACUUUAAAAGACCUAAAGACUCAUUGUGGACGUCUGAUAUUUUAAUUAAAGAAAUUUGAAUG
Molecule: messenger RNA, 1529 nt
Organism: Danio rerio (zebrafish)
Lineage: Eukaryota; Metazoa; Chordata; Actinopteri; Cypriniformes; Danionidae
Gene: rpf1
Product: ribosome production factor 1 homolog
Biological process (GO): rRNA processing
Cellular component (GO): nucleolus
Molecular function (GO): rRNA primary transcript binding; rRNA binding
Source: RefSeq, marked validated